CGCUAGGGCCCCAGCCGCUACCCGCUGCGUCCUCGCCCCGGCCGCCGCGCACCGCACUCGCCAGCGCGCGCCCGGCUAGCCCCGCCUCCCGCGCCUCCGGAUCUUGCCAGGCGGCGUUCUCCGCCCCCCUCCUCCCCCCCCAAAUCCCGCGCCAUGUUCAACACCGGGAUCUUCGACAACUCGUCCGCGCCGCAGGACGCGCCGGCGGGCGACGCCUUCCUCAACGUGCCGCAGCCCAUCGACAUCACCUACCAGCGGCAGCCGUCCAUCUUCAACAGCCACCGGUUCCGGCGCGAGUCCAUAGCGCACUCGCAGGGCAUGGGCGGCGUGUCCUGGGGCUCCGUGACCAUCGGCUCGUGGCUCAAGGACGAGGUCAUGAUGCAGGGCGCCCACCAGCCGGCGGCGCACCACGCGAGCCUCAUCAACCCGCGCCGCGGCCUGUUCCGCUACGUCAACCCGGCGCACCCGCACCACCACAUGCUGAUGUCCCCGCCCAACACCACCAGCUACCUCCCCAAGUUGGAGGCCGACUACUGCAAGGACUACUCGUGCUGCGACCAGCUCCUCCCGACGUUGCACGACCUCCUCCGGCACUACGAGGAGGCCCACAUAUCCAGCUCCCCGCCGGCGGACCCCAGCGCCCACUUGCUCACCUCCCAUCACAGCCGCAACAACAUGAACAGCAUCCACAACGUGAUGGAAACCGUCUCCACCAACGACGUCUUCCUCAACAACCACGCCCAGAUGCCCCACGCCCAGGGGCACAUGGCCGCGCCCGCCAACCACUUCAACCUCCAGCAGCACGCCCUCGCCCUGGGCAACUUGAACCAGACAAUCCUGCCCAGCCUGACCAUGACCGGCGGCCCAGACCAGCCUGCCCGGCCCCAGGGCGUGCCCCCCCUGCUCACACACCAGGGCUCGCUGCAAGACAGGGGCGCCGCUCGCGCAAGAACCGCCCAGCAGCUCGGCGAGGACGACAGCAUGUACAUCGACGACCCGGCCCGCCACUUGUACGUCAUGGAGAACGAGGAGUACAAACCCUUCAAGUGCCCCGUCAUUGGGUGUGAGAAGACGUACAAGAACCAGAACGGCUUGAAGUACCACCGCUUGCAUGGCCAUCAGAACCAGACCCUCAAGGAGAACGAGGACGGGACCAUCUCCAUCAUAGACCCGGAGUCCAACACCCCGUUCCUCGAUGGGGCUGGAAUGGAGAAAGACAAACCUUACAGAUGUGAAGUCUGUGGCAAGCGAUACAAAAACUUGAAUGGGUUGAAGUAUCAUAGGGGGCACACAACGCACUGAGAAGCGUCACUGCCUCCUGGUGGACCCAGGCUCGAGUGCCCUUCUCUUGCCUGGCACAAGCCUCAUAUUCUAGCAUUUCUGGUAUCCCCAGCCUGUUUGCAUAGCAUCCUCAAAGUGUGUUUUACUUGUUCUAUUUUUUUUUAUUUCGCCACACUUUCGAUUUAAGGUCUGGGAGGAUACUCAUACUCGGUCAUUUUGGAAAGGAAGCCCAUAAAUACACUGGCAGCAGUCGAAUGUUCAUAGAUUGUUAUAAACGUGGAUUUCACUUGCGGAGCAGACUUCGAGGACGCCGCUGCCAAAGCGCUCGCCGCGACACUGGUUUUCGGGCGUCCAUGGCGCCAGGCUCUUGCUCCGGGUUGGUUUCGUUUACCGCCAGUAGACUCUAUAUACAAAUGCGGCUGUACUAUUUAUUCGAUAUAUAUUUUUUUACUGCAUCAAUACUUCUUGUCGUCUG
Molecule: messenger RNA, 1756 nt
Organism: Metschnikowia bicuspidata var. bicuspidata NRRL YB-4993
Lineage: Eukaryota; Fungi; Ascomycota; Pichiomycetes; Serinales; Metschnikowiaceae
Gene: SFP1
Product: zinc-coordinating transcription factor
Exons: 1
Coding region: 154-1302 (382 amino acids)
Cellular component (GO): nucleus
Source: RefSeq, a predicted model, not a curated record